CCUUGUUAGCCUCGGAGGCUAGCAGGCUAGCUGGCAGUAUGAACCUCUAGACGUGUUUUAUUUAUCCGGACCGCGUCGGACUGAGGCGGGGAUGGCCGCUGUUAAAUGUGCGUUUGUGCGCCCCGGUGUGUGUGGGUGGCCGUGUAAUAGCAAGGCAAGGGUCGGGAUGCACGGAGCUGCCCCGGCCGCCGUCGCUGGUGGUGAAGACUGACGGGUUGCUGCGUAGACAGUCGACGGUCACACGGUGCACACCGGCACUUUGCUUCACUUUAAUGCACUUUUCUGCCAGUUGACACAACGUUUUUCCAACAUAGCAGUAAAUUUAAGGAAUUAAAUAGUUCAGAUAGCAUUAUUAGUUGCUUGGUAGAGCUGUAAUUAUGUUCCUGCAAGACCUCUGGCCCACAAUUGCUUAAAUAAAUAUAUAAGAAUGUAAUGUAUGUAUGUGUGUGUGUAUUUACAUAUGGCCGUUUGACGUAGGUCGGGUCCGGUAUGAUGUAGACUGCGUUUGGCAGUUUGGAUUUCUUGCUGGGAGUCGCAGAGUACCCCGACCAGCUCUGGAUUUGAUAAAUUGAACACCAUCUCUGUGACCAGAGCACGACUUCCCUGAUCCUGCUUCUUUCUGAGGCGUUGUACCAGGAUUUCAUUUUGUAGUAUGUGUAUGUUUGUGAGUGUGUUUGCCAGUGCUUUUUCUUUGCACAUCUUCCAUGGUUGCUGCCCCUACCGGCUCAGUUUUACGAGUCGAGUAAUUGUUUUUGCUACGGAAACAAAUUGAAGCAGUAUAUUAUUCUCAGUUGUUUUCAGUUUUUGGAUUAAAGAAAAAUAGUCUCGUUAUAGCCAUAAUAUCUUGUGUCUCUUCAGCGCUGAGUUUCUGCCUCGUCAUAUCCAUGGUUGACAAAGCCGGUCUUAACGUGUAUGCAGGAUGUCUGCUUUGGUUAUUUUUACCUGUAACUAUCCAUAAGAGGCCUAUUAAGAUUGAGAUGUAGCUCAUUUAGUUCUGUGACAGUGGUUAGCUCAGUCUUGUGGUCCUAAGAUGUUAACAGUAACACCAACAGGCAGUGUGGUUGCACAACAUUUGCUUUUAAGUGGUUUCACACCUAACACUAAACUCAAUUCUUCUGUGUGUAAUUCUUCCAACUUGGUGGACCUUUAUAGUAAACGUGUUCUGGUCUCUUAAAGCUGAGCAGACAGUCCACUGGAUACUUUGAAUGAGAACAGGACGGUCUGGAACUAAAACAAUGCCCUUGACCAUAGUACUAUACAAAACAGUAUUUGAAGAGGAUUUGUGCCAAAGUUGAGUGUUGAAGUUGUAUAUAAAGGUGAGGAACCUUCAGAGGUCUGCCCACCUUCUAGCAGGCUAAGAACAUUUGCCUGGAGUCUUUGUUCGGUAGUUAAGCUGUCUGAAGCUAACGUCAGCGCUGCAUAAGGCUAAGGCUUUGGUCAGACCCUUGCACAUGCUGUCCUUGGAAAUAGAUAUGCUGAACAGGUGCCGUGAAGUACUCCCUAACAGAAUCUUAGAGGGUGUGGUACAAAUUAGAGAGGAGGUACUUCAGUUUAUCUUCCAUUUGACACUCAUCUCUUAAGGUUUUGCAGAAGUUUGUGUUUGAGUAUGUGAUCUCUUAUCAACCACGCUCUUUUUUGGGGUCGGGUAGAAUCAUGAACAAAUCUUAAGUCCUAAGGCAGAGACUUCUUUGUGCUAUCAUGUCUUUGCAUCAUUAUGUGUGUGAAAUAUCUGACUGAUUACAGAAUAACUUGAGAGCUUGUUUGAUUGUGAAAUAUUGUAGGAAAAUCAUCACGUGCCUUCAAGGACACCCUGUCCCCAGAAUAACUUCCCAUCCACACUUUGACUUAUGUGUGUCCGUUGAGUUUCUAGAUGGGUAAAAUCUUUCCACGAUUGUCUUUUGGUAAGCUAUGCUGACUCUUUUCAAAGAAGGCAAGCUUAGCCCAAAACUGAUUUAUUGUGGGAUCUGAUGCUAUAGGUCCAGUAUGGGCCUCCUGAAGGCCUAGUGUACUUUUGAGGGUACUUUUAAAUGGAUUUGCCUUCAACAUCCAUCUGCAGGAAGAACAGAACUAACAGCGUGACAGUGAAUGUGGAAGAACUUGGGUUUUCUUAUGGAUUGAUGGCUUACCCUCUCAGAAACAGGCUGUCUUAAGGGCCCUUACGACGUAAGAUGUCAUAAGCCAUCCCAGGACGCCAUUCCUCAAUUGUGCUGGAGACUGACUUUUCCUAAAUGAUACAGCCCUAAUGUUUGCUGUAUCAGUUAUCACUCUACUACCUUUUGUUCUCUUUCAGGCAUAUACUGCUGCACUUUUAUAGAACAUCAUGCCGAUUUGAAGUAUGCUGACUUUGUUUCCUAGUCCUCAGCAGAAGGCUCUGGCCACUGUCACGUGACACAAUAUGCACCCCAAGUGCUUCAAAGCUACAUAGGACCUCACUGCACAGCUGUACCAUCUGGUGUGUCUCCUCGUCGAUUCUCCAUCUAGUUCAGGGGGUAGCACGCGAUGACUGGGCCGCUUUUGGUGCUGUCUGGGAUCAAUUGGCAAAGUGUGCAACUGAGCAGUCCGUCCUGACCAGGCUGAUCUGCAGAGGUUGUUAUGGUACAUAGGACAAGCAGUGCCCAUGAUGGGACAGGACAUUAUCAGUUGAAUUGCACCCAUGAAGAUGCGUGUCUGAUAGAACCAGGUCUGCAACCAUGUUCUUUGCGAACAGCAAAAAUAAUAAAUUUGAUAUGAAAAUAUGCCUUGCUUUAUAUAGAAAUUAAUGGAAAUUCCAUCUGUUUGAAAUGUAAUUUAAGGUCUAUUAAGAAGUUGCAUAAUUGCAAAAUUACAGUCUGGAUAAACAUGGCUUUCUUAAGCAAACUCUUGCUUAAUGAACAAAUGUUAUUAGUAAGUGUACAUGUCUCUGCCACUUACGAGGCUUAACAUCCUUAAUUAAUGGAGAAAAUAUUUCGCAUUCUUUGAAAUUUGAGAGAAAUGAUCAGCAAAGUGAAAUGUUUUAUAGUCAGUGAUUAGUUAUACCUUUCCAAAAAACCAACCCCUUGAAUAGUUGAAGCAGUACAAUUUCAUUCCAUUCCAAUAGCUCUAGGGCUGAAUUCACUUAGAUAAAGCUUUUUAUUGGAGAUAGCGGAAUUCUUUAUAUAUUGGCAGUGUGAUUUGGUAUUCCAGAAACAAAUUUGUAUAUGCAUGAGUCUUUCCCCCUGCAUGUAUGGCAUGAGCCAUGCUCUGAUACCCUGCUGUGCUUCUCUUCACUUGCUGUCUUGUUUCCCUGCAUGGUUUUUACUGCCGUUGGAGCAAUUUAAGGACAGACUGGAAGGGGAAAAAGUGAAUCUCUGUGAAUUAUUUUGCUCAUUUUACGAUUGGCUGUCCUCCAUUCAACCCUAUACCAGGAAAAGCACGAGUGAAAUGUCAGAGUUCGAAGAUUGCCACCCAGCUUGGGGAUCAUCUGCGGAUGCCUGUGCUGCUUGGGCAGUGCUGAAAUCUUUUUUAUCUCUUCCCCCUCCCUCCCCCCCCCUUCAUACCAUAGAAAUGUGUUGAUCUGCUUUUUUACACUCUGUUUUCAUUGUGCUGGAGGGCUGUUCAGAACCCAGUCAUACUGAGUGGGACCCUCAACUGGAGAAUGACCCAGCUUUCCCACCCCAGUCAGGCUCUCUACUAAAGACUGAAAUUACUGAUCCAGUCCAGCAAAACCUCAUCUGGUCAUUUUUCCACGUUGCUCACUUAGAACCUGUUUACCCUCAUGCUUUUCAGAAUGGUAGUCGUCUCCACUUUUACUUGCUCUUCGAGUCUUGUAUGUUUUUUCAUAGCCUUUCUGAGCAGAAGAUGAACUGGAUUACUUGGGGAAAAAAAUACUGUUGUUUAACAAGUCGGCCCAGCCGUACAUCUCCAAGGUUAACUGCUCCACCAUAAAACCAACAAAAAGGCUCUUAGGCUUUGCUCAGUUAAUGUCAUUCCCGGGGCCACAGAUUCCAAGUUGUCUCACUGUGGCCCUUUUAAGGGUUCUCAUUUGCCAGGUACUGCUGCUCUUCUAGGUGUGGAACUGUGAUCACACCAAGACAGGGAAAUUAGCUAGUCCAUCAUCUGGGGCAUUUAUACAGGGUCUUGGAGUUGCUGAGUAUUCCCUCUUUGUUCAUGUGCUGGCUUUCAAGUGUCCUAUUCCCACGUGGCAUCCUCCAAACACAGCCCUGAAGUGUGGCCUGGUGCUGUGAUCUGCACUGGCAGCAGGCUGGCUUAUGGUGCAGUGUCACAUGACCUUGCCAACCCGUCCAGUUCCCUUCAACUCACCCCGCUUGCUGCAGCAUUUGUUCAGUCCGAUACCAGUUUGCAUCCGGUUUAACUGGUUAACUUGCUUCCUAUUCUAAUAUUUAAACAAAGAGGGAGAAGACAACCUUUGGCUGGAAUUCUUCAACGAAUGAAGUGUGUGUGUGUGUGUGUGUGUGUGUGUGUGUGUGUGUGUGUGUGUGUGUGUGUGUGUGUGUGUGUGUGUGUGUGUGUAUAAAGUCCUUUCACUGAAGAUUAUUUAAUAUUUGCUGGUGGACAAACUGGGCAUAGUUGCCUACUGAUGUUCAUGCUAAUGUUAUAUGUUGUCUUAGAUAACGUCUCCUGUUAAUGUGCAGGAUGCCUUAGCUAGUUAACCACUCCUAUUAAUUUUACAGGCUGUAAAAUUUAGCUAACUAGUCUUGCCUAUAUUACGGACCCUCUUAGCUAUAUAACCACGCCUGCUAAUAUUAAAUGCUGUUUCAGCCAGUUAGCAUGUCACAUUAACAGGAGUGGGUAGCUUAGCUAGUAACCAGUUCAGCUAAUGUUGCAGGCUGUCCUGCUAAUGUUACAUGCACUGCAAUUAAUGGCUGAGCCCAUGAAGCACAUAUGUUUCAUUCCUCCCCCCUUGCAGUGAUUUUGUUCUGACACCUUGGAGGCUCUCCCUGUGUCCAUGAAAACAUCACACCAGUGAUGGCUGAAUAUGUCACACCAGUUAUGGCUGAAUAUAAUUUCAUUUGUAGCAAUAAAACGUGUUUGCAGCUUUGGUUAAGCUACUCACACCCAUGAACUGAGGUAUUGGGAGCCUGGGAAGGUCUGAACCGCUUUUGGUCUCCUUAUUUAUGAAGGAGGGGUGCUGAGAGCUCCCGGGAGUCUGAGGCCUGGUUUUGCAACUGAACCUUAUGUUUAGGAAUACAGCGAAUUCCCACCAUCCUGUCCUCUCUUCCUGGGCAGAGCUGCAUUUUGUGGUUUGCCCCCUCAGUUGCAGUACAAGGAAGGCCCGAAUUGGAAGAGCAGAGCUUUGGCCAUUCAGAUACAACCCCCCUCCCCCCACAGUAUGAUCAGCCCACCCCAUCAGAUGAUCCUGUAAUGAGUCAGCACCGGAGGCUGAGAUCAGCGUGAUUGCUUCCCGUCACAGCCGAGUCUCUUAGAUGUGCCUGCAACAGGUCCCUACAGUCAGACUCCCCUCUGGCACUCACGGCCUGCAACAUGGUCAGGCGAGUGUUGCGAGCCCGGGGUGGAGGCGUGGCCUCUCUACAGUGCCGCCGCUCCCCGCCGUUUUGCCCUUCAGCCAGAGUGAGCUUCAUGCCCGGGGGGUGCUUGGAUGCAGCCCCUCAGCCUCUCUCUUUCAGAAAACAGAAGCGACGCCUAAUUGGCCCCUGGAAGCAGCCUGAGGAGUGAGAAGGCUUGGCCUCAGCGGGCUCCUUUCAGACGCCUCUUCCCAGAUCCUUGGUGGCUGUAGCCAAGGCGGGGGCAUGGGGGGCGGCUUUAAAAGACCCUUCAGAUGUCUGUUCUUCAGCUGCCGGCAUGGUCACCUCUCCCUGGGCAGACUGUUAAUGUGGCCGCCAUUGUCAGUGGGCUGAAUUAGCCAUCGCACAAUCUGGUGAUCUGAUUGGGUGAUGCCAUGUGUUACGGGUCCAGAGAGCUCCAGUGUGGGGUCCGGCGCCCAGGGAGACAGGAUUAUUUCAGCGGUGAGGCUUCCCUUUCGGUGUGUGGGGUGCUGAGGUGCAGCCCUCACGGACUGAGCUCCCUUUGUUUGGCUGGACGCCUUCCAGAAACCAGACGCCUUGGGUGCAUUUGCAUUGAGGAGAGGCGUGGAUGAUGUCAUUCAGGCCAGUUGUCACCAAGCCUGGUCCUACUGAGCCCCACACUCUGGUGGCUUUGCAAGUUAAACCUGAUUACUUAUUUCGGAAUGAUUAGAGACACCUGUUGACUGCUCAGUAGUCACCUUUCCUAUCAACUUGUAGUAACUAAGCCAAAUAAUUUCUCAAACUAAUGUAUUAUUGUUUGAAACAUGAAUUUCUUUGUGAUGUGACUUUAACGGGGGCCUGAAGAGGAUGUUUGGAGUAGAGUGUGUGCAGGUGUGUGUGCAGACGCACAUGUUCAUAUAUAAUAUAUUGGAGGGUCUCCAGCUGGUAACCCAGUGUUCCAGAGCACUGCACAAAGAUGGAAACGGGCAAUGGUGAUGGCUGUCCUUUAAUUGACUGAGAAUCAGCCUUCUAUUAAUGCAGCACCGCACUCACACUAAGACCCCAUCGCCUUCAUUGAUUUUCCUCGGGUGUCGUCAGAAUUCGGUGCAGGUCAACUGUAACUUAUCUGCUUCCUUGACGUGUCACCUACUGCAUUUCAUGUUGUUAAGCCAGGAGCAGGAAAUGUCAUGGAGGGCAGCAAACCAAAGUGUUCCCUCUGAGUCACAUUUAAAUUCAAAUAUCUCUCCUCCUAUCAGGCAGAGCAUAGGGCCCAGGGGGGUAUGAUGUCUGUCUGAGGAUGUGGAGGGUGAUGUUUAUCUCAGGGCCUGCUGUCCUGGUCAUGUGGACAGACAAACAUGGCCUCCUUUUUAUCUUCCGGUUCUUUUUUCAGGAUUGGUGCUAUAGCCUUCAGAGACGCUUAGAGGUUUGUUAAGACUGAUAAAAAUGUACCCAGGGAGUCCUGGUCAGCUUCCUGCUGAAGACGACUUGAAGGGUGAUGAGAUGAUGUGUAGAACUCCAGUUGAUGGAACAUAUGGUCACAUUCAAAAGAACCUCCAACAUCGAGAGAAACUGCUAAAAACAAAACAGCUCUUGGUUAAAAAUAAAAUCUAACACUUCUGCAGUGUCACCUCCUGAUGCAGGCUGGCUGUUAAAGAAAUUGGGAUUUAACAUUUCCUCUUCUGCUUCAUUUUUGGAUAGUGAUCCUUGUUCUGACUCCGUGCUUAAAACGUGUUUGGUUCACGCUGAGCCAUGCGCUGCAUUGCUGGGUCUGGCAUGAGCUGCACGCCAACAAAUCAGGCUACUGUGAUGCAUAUUUGUCUGGCUGUUAAAUUCUUUACACUGGGAGCAAAUUCGGAAUGAAGCCUAUGGUUUGUGGACAUUUAAAACCUAUUUCCUGGUAACUGCUUUUCUCUACGGUGUGGUGUUGAGCUGCUUUGGCAUCAGGAACCGUCAAUCAAACUGUUGCCUCAAACCCUCAUCUCUCUCCUGCCCUGUUGUGGCCAGCUAACACAUUGACAUGAGUUUAAAAAAAAAACAUUCUGUGGUUUGACUCAAGUGUUGCACGUACCUAAGCCAUUGACGGAUGCAUGACGUCUGGCAAAUAGGAACGGCUUGGUACCGUUGCCACUAAAACCAAAUGGGAUGGGUGGGCAUGGUUCAUUCAGAGGCUGUCAUCUGCCCACCCCCCCAGUGUUGUAUGUAUGUGGGUUUCCUUUAAACGAAGCAUGGUGCAGGGCUUAUAUGAGCAUAAUACACUAAGGGUGGCCCCCGGGCUGUAAACAUUCCAGGUUAUUUAUUGACAGUCGAGAAUAUUGAGUUCAAAUAGCACACGGUCUCUCCUCACAGAUUAUUGUGGGCCUCUUUAAUUUCAGUUCUGCCAAGGGUUAAUUUGUAUAAAAAAAAAUCAAUUAUUCAGGAAUUGUGGGAAUUGGAUAUUGGCUUAGGUUACGUGGUGACCCGCCAUAGUUUUUAAUGUAGUCCCAUGUAUCAUUGUUUAGUGCAGCUUCUGUGGGGGUUUUAAUUUUUAAUUUUUUUCUCUCCCAAUGAUCUGUUUCAUUUUCAGUGAAUGAAUAUAACAGUCCUGUCGCAGACAACAAUUACUAUAAUGUAUGUUCUGAGAUUGUGGCUUGGAUGGCGAACAUUUUACUGCUCUCACUAUACGAGUUCCAGUAAGAGGAAGGUGUGCAUUUUUAUUGAAAAGUGUGUACUGCAGGUGUAUGUUGUCAGUGUGGAGGGCUUUACAAAAAAUGUGACUCUUAUGAUAGGCUUUUUAUAAAGAGGAUUGAAGGUGUUCCAUGGAUAUGUGGAAAGGUAUUCAAGGGGUUAUGGUUAGGUUUUAAUGAUUUGUCACAUUUUUCAUCUCAACAGUAGUCCACCAGGGCGCAGUAAUGCUAUUUGCAAAUUAUUCCCUUCUGUCAGGAUGGAUAGUUACUAAAACACACACACACACACACACACACACACACAGAAAUAAUUUCUGAGUGCUGCCUUUUGCCGGUCACCCCUUGCAACCAUACCAGGCCAGAAGGUGGUCUGGCCUACAUUUUGGUUCCUCUUUCCUGGAAAGUGUUGAGACCUCGGUGUGUGUCCUGCAUUUGAUGCAUCCGCUCAGCCUUGGGGCCCGCCUGUCUGUCAGAAAAACCUGUUACCCUGGUGCAACUCUGUCACUAAACUUAAUUUAAAAACAAAUAAUGUAAACUCAAUAUUGCUAUUAAGUGUUACACUGCAGGAUCUAUGCAGUUUAAGAUGAAGCCAGCAUUUUGGCAGGUUUGUCUCUGCCUUGAAGGGAAAGAGGAGACUUCCUCGCUUCAGGCAGACGUCUGGCCUGUGCUGAGUGCCUGGGAGGUCCAUCUCUGUGCCUCUGCUCACGUUCAAUCUAAUUUCAAGGGUUUUUUUUGUGCACGUGAUGCCCAGCAUUAGUCACUGGCGACAGGAAAUGCACUUUGUGAGCGUGAUUCAUGCUUGGCGAGAGCAUCCGUGAUGUAAUGUGACACCCGGGCUCCUCCUCCCUGCCUGGGCCGUGGGCUGCACGCCUGAUGGACGGCGACGGCGGAAAACGUCACACGGCGCGAUGCGAGCUUGCGCAUCGCAGCCUGUAAUUGCACUAAAGCCGAUUUAAAAAGAACUCUGAAUGGAUAUGAUCUGGGGUCGGCUGGUGAAUGAAAGGGCUGACUGUCGCAGGCUGGGUCCCCUGUGUCAGAGAGGUCCCGCACUGAGGGCUUCUGCUUCCUCACGUACUGCAGCGUAGCUCAGUCAUACCUACAGUCGCCCCUCCUGUCUGUUCGUCCUGUUCUUUUUUGUUUUAAUCGGACUCCUCAGUGGAACAUUAUGAUGAGGUCACCCCUACCACCCCCCUCAUCUUUAUUACUGCCUUCCACAGAAUGAGUUGCUGAUCAAAAGAGCAGGAAUAUUUUUAUUUAUUUUUAUUAUUUUAUUUAUUUAUUUAUACAACCCCCACACCGUGAUAGCUUAUCACAUGCACAUGUGAUUCACCCUGAAGGUCGGACACCAUGAGAGGAGACGUGGGACGGCUCAUCACACAGCUGAACUGACUAUCCGCCGGCGAUGAGAGGCACCGCAGGCAGGACACCGGCAGUCACCGGGAUGUACUUGCAUCAUUAGAAAUGAGAGUGCUCAGAGCCAGUCGAGAGCAGCCCUGCCUCCUUGGGCACCGCCCUCCCCUGUGACGGGAAGGGUCCCCUAACCCACCCCCCCAACCCAAACCACGGAAGUAUAAGCCAUGUGCUUGUGCAAAAGGCUGCCUCCCUGACCUGCUCUAUGUAGGGCCCAAAACCACUGUCCCACCGUGCCCUCCAACCUCAGCUCAGGUCCCUCCCCCUCCCAGUGACACCAACGCCAUGAUGGAGAUUCUCAUCAGAGCUUGAAGGAGAGCCGAGGCCUGGACCCGGCCCGUGCCUCCUCACCCCUUCCCCUUCACCCACCUCCGAUUCCGUAGCAGACGGUUCUGAGUGCCAGGUUGUGGCGCACAGCCUCCCCCCCCCUUCGAAUGACCCAGGAUGGCAGGUAGCCUGUGGACACUCAUGGACGUGUGAUAUCUCCAAAGGAACUUGUACCAUGAAUGGAGGAAAAGAGUGUUAUGGAGCGGACAGGGAAGGACCGCCCUUCGCUGUGCAGGUGCCCAUUGGUUGGCGCCGGGAGGCAGGACCUGGCGGAGUGGUGUACAUAAGUCCCAGUGGCUCCAUGCUUUCUUGCCUGGAGCAGGUAAAGACUUACCUGCUGACUGAUGGCACCUGCAAGUGUGGCCUGGAAUGUCCCCUCAUCCUGCCCAAGGUGUUCAACUUUGAUCCCAGAGCUGCCGUCAGGCAGAGGACGGCGGAGGAUGCCAAGGUUGAUGAAGACGUCACCAAACUCUGCAUCCACAAGAGGAAGAUCAUCGCCGUGGCAACACUGCACAAGAGCAUGGAGACUCCGAAUCCCUCUCUCGGUUCGGCUCUACCCAGUCCGAGGGGGGUCACAGACACCACGCUGCCAGCCGUUGCUCGCUCGUCGACUCCCCGAGCAAUAAGAAGCAAACUUCAUGACAGGCCACCCAACUCCCUGGCUGCUGACUGCCAGAACCCCUUCAAGGCCCUAAUUCCGGGACAGCGGCCAUACCAGCAGGACUUGGGCAUGGCAACGCAGACUGACCCAUAUGCCGGGCGGCCCCGGCUGAGGCUGGGCAGCGGCGAGCAGGACCGAAGGUCUCCGUACCGUGCCAUGCACGGCGGCUUGCUGAGUCCCGGCUCCUCAGGCUCGUUGGUCUAUGGCGAUGGCUCCCCAUCCCCCAGGACUGACCCUCUGGGGAGCCCAGAUGCCUUUGUCAGAGCCACGCCCAACACUCUGCUCCGUGGCUCCCCUGUCUCUCAGCUAUCGUGCACCAUGGCGGGAAGAGCUAGCGUGCCCCUCUCUCCCACCCUCGCUGCCAAAAGCCCCAUCAUGAAGAAGCCCCCAUGCGGCUUUGCCCCGGGCAUGGAUGCCUCCCGCACCGGAUUUCACCACAAGCCGCCGCCACCACCACCUCUACCACCCCCACCCUGUGUCCUGCAGAAGAAGCAGGUGACCUCCGAGAAGGACCCCCUUGGCAUCCUGGACCCCAUCCCUAGUAAACCACUCACCCAGGGCCCCUUGGUGAUGAAUCCACCUGGCUUCCAACCCAGUGUCCACUCUCAGGUACCAGUGAUGAAUGUAAACAUCCCCCCGGCCAUUGUUCCGUUGCCGAGCAACCUCCCCUUGCCGACGGUCAAGCCCGCACCUGUCAGCCAUGGUGGACACCCGCCAAGACUUCAGCACGCUGCCCCAACAUCUGUGUCCUCUCCGCCAGUCACCUCGCCGGUACACUUGGCGCCCUCCACCAUGUGUCGAGUCGAGGCCUCACCCCAGAGGUCUCGUUCCUCCUCCUCCUCCUCUGAACAUGGGAGCUUCACCUUGCCACCAGGGGGCGCCCAAGCAACCUGCGGUGGCUUUAAAGCCCCUCCCAGAUCCCCCAGGUCCUCAAUGGGUUCGCCACGGCCUUCCAUGCCUUCUAGUCCCUCCACAAAGCCCGAUACGCACCACCUAUACAAGGAGCAGCUGCCAGUGGGCAUGAAUAGCACCCACAGCAGUCAGCACGGUGCUUUGUUCCCGCCAGCCUCAGGCAGCGCCAUGCCCCAGAAAACCCACCCCGGGCUACUGGGCAUGCCCUUCAACCAGAUCCUCAAUCAGCAUAAUGCCGCCUCCUUCCCAGCCAGCAGCCUCCUGUCAGCAGCAGCCAAAGCACAGCUAGCCAAUCAAAACAAAUUGACGGGCGGAGUCAGCAGCGGCGCUAACGGGGUUCGCCCGGCAAGCGUGGACAGUCACGGCCCCUUGCCCCCAGCGUUCCCACCAAGUGUCACAGCAGCGGCCAGCAGCGAGGGUCAGAGUGGCCGAGCUGCGCUGCGGGACAAGCUCAUGGCCCAGCAGAAGGAUUCGCUGAGGAAGCGCAAGCAGCCCGAGGCAGAGCCCACAGCCCCCAUGGGGCCCCCGGAGCAUGCCAGGAAGGCGACGCGGCACGCUGGCCUUCACCCUAGCACCUCCAUGGCACAGCUACUCCAAUCCAUGAGCUGCCACAGCUCCUUAAGUGCCGGGAACAGUGUGGCUGGCCAGCUACACUUUGGGGAACCCAGCCUGCAGGGUCCGCAGGUACCGACGCGGCUCCACGCCACCGGAGGAGGGCAGCUCUGCGCUGGCAUGGACGGCAGGCCUAUGCGUGGGCGGGCCCACGGUCUCCAGGGUCCGUUACUGGGGCUGCCUAGCCAGGUCCAGGGUUCAGCGAUGGUGGGCUGUGGGCCACGAGCUCCAGGCAGCCGUCUUCUGAACUCAUCGGGGAGCCACCUGUCGCUGGCUCACUCCAAUCCCCACCUGCAGCAACACCACCAACACCAUAUCCAGACGCAUGGCCACCCUCACUCCAGGGAACAGACUGCUGCAUCUGCAGUCAAUGGGGAAGUCUGCAUGCAGUCCAUCUCGGAGCAAGGUAGCGACUUGCUGAACUGUGGCCUAGGUAAUCAGCACCUGGGUGGUCUACAGACACUUGUCCUUAACGGACUCACGCACCCCCAGCCUAACAGAGUUCCGCAGGGGGCACAAAGGGGCCCGACAUUCCAGAGCCCACAUCCAUUUCCAGAAGCUCCCGUUUCUGUCAGUACCCCUUCCAACCCCAUGGCCUGCCUCUUCCAGAGCUUCCAGACGGGAAUGGCAGAGAGCCUUUCGAUGCCCAACAGGCAGAUGAGCACUCGCUCUGACAUGAUGUCACUUCCUGAGCACCCAGUGACGCCACCGUUUCCACCACCAUUCCUGGAGCGCCCCUGUGCACCCCAUUCCGAGGGGGACCGGGGUGAGUCUGUGGACGCCAUCUACAGGACGGUGGCAGAGUCGGCGAGCAAGGGCAUGCCGGCGGAAGUCAUGGCCCAGGCCAGCCCCGCCUCCGCCCCUGCUCCGAGCGCCAUGAGUGCCUUCACCGCCUCCACCAGGGAGCCUGUUGGCCUCCCUCAUGUUGUCAGUUCUGUUGCCCAUGGCCAGCGCCUGUCUUGCCAGGAGACAGGGACGCAGCCCCGCCCCCACGGGGGGUGCCAGCCCUGCGGGGACUCCGAGCGUGUGAAGGGCAACCCCGGGGGCACAGAAGACCAUGAUCGCUUCUGCUCCCCAGGACGCGGUGCCCCCCGGGGACAAUGGGAGCAUGAUGCCACACCAUGCUCGGAUGGCCCUCCCCCAUGGCACGGCGACGAGUACCUUGAGUGCUCUGCCCGUGUCCGGGACAGCCCUCGCCCUGAGCCCCCCCACGUCCGCAAUACUCAGCCCAAGGAUAGUCCUCACUUCAGCAGCUGCCAGCGAGCCGCAGCCAACUUCAGGGAGCGGCUGGAGCAGACGGUGGAGCGCCGCAGCCAGGUGAAUGGCGGCCUGCCACUGCCUUGCAGCUACAAGGACAUGCUGGGCCAUCCCAGGCCAGAGCUGCUGGCCGACGAUGGCUCCCCGGGCUCCUCCACCAGCCUGGAGGGCCCACUUGCCAAGGACUACGGACUCUAUAACGGCUACCACAACGGCUGUGCACCCAGUCCUUCUGACACCAAGAGCCUGAGCAGUGAGGAGGAGCUACGGAACCCUGACUCGCCCUGCUCCAGUGAGCUCCUGCACUACCGGCCCCGCAUGUUCAACGUGGGUGACCUGCUGUGGGGCCAGAUCAAGGGCUUUCCCCCAUGGGCCGGCAAACUGGGCACGGCCGAGCAAACGCACCACCCUGGGGUGCAGGACAGCCGGCAGGGAAAGGUGGAACCAGAGAAAUUGAAGACACUAACAGAGGACCUGGAAGCGCUCAGCAGGGCUACGAAGAGGAACGGGAAAGGUGGAAAGCUAAAUGAUCAUCUAGAGGCUGCUAUACAGGAGGCGAUGAGCGGGCUGGACAGCAUGACGGGAAGUGUCCACCAGAUGCCACCACGAGACAGACAGGUCAAGCCACCCAAACUCAAACGGAGGAAGAUCUCCAGAUAACACUGAAUGUUAGCCAUCGGUCCAGUGCCCAACCAUGGAACUGUGUACAUACAAUGUCUUAACAUUUCAGUGACACCCACCGACCCCACCCCAUCCCCAGGUGCUAUGGUCAAGCAGUGGUACAGUAUGUCUCCUCCCUUUCUGCCUCAACACACAGACUGACCAUGAAGGUGCUGGAUUAGCCAAUCAGAGACUGUACAGCGGCAGAUGCAAUUCGCCUGCAGCGUGCUGAAGAACUAUUUUUUUCUAAAAUACUGAAAGAACUAAAUGGAAAAAGAACACGCAUACAUAUGAAAAAAUUCAGUCCAAAUAUUUCUGAUACAUUUUCAAUAUGUACAUAGACAAUUCAGAAAUCUCAUGGUGAUAUUUAGAAAAGCUGUAUAUAUUGUAUUAUAUUGUCAUGUACAAGUAUACCUGAUGCACAUUAUCUUUUAUUGUACAAAAAAAAGCAGAAAAUGUGUGCAAAACUCUGGUUUUUAUUCAGUACAGUCAAUACAACAUAGAGUGUUUCCGGGAUUAAUAAUAAUGAUGAUGAUAAAAUGCAGCCUAAACCUUUCCUAUGAUCACAUGGAAGACUGCUGUUUUGUACUGGAUGGCAGGACUUCUGGUGUGGUUUAUGUAAUCCCUGGAUAAUGAUGUACACUUCACGCCUGAAAAGUGAUCCUAUACAUUUGUCUGAACAGAAUGAACUUUACCAGCCAGAAGUACUUCUAAUUCCCCAUGGAAAAGGAACGGGACAGCACCAGUGUGACGCACUAGCCCUGCCCCCUCUAGUCUAGCCAAUAGUCUGUUGUUGAAGUGAGUUCAGGCCCUUUCUGUUACUCCUUACUGAUGACAGAUUCAUUGCUAUUGGUAUCAUGGGGAAGAUUUGUAUGAAAGUCCUGGGUUUAUAAUCAAUUGUUCAUCCAUUAAUAGUAAAUCGGCAGUUUUCCUUUAGUAUUAUUGAUGCUGCAACCCCGCAGGAGGACAUUUGAGUAAAUAUGAGAGUUGUGUGAGUAAAGCAAGUAAAAAUAGAUAUGGCAUGAUUAUAGUUUGACAAAGGGAAAUAGUAACUCGAGGAAAACCAGGGUAUGCAUCUGUCUGGCCACUGCACUGCAAUAUGCAUUUAUUACGCUAUAUAAAGCGUGCUGGGAAUGGUCUAGUUUAUCAAGGAAACAUCAAGACACAUGGGUCACUUUGUCCUUCCCCUUUAACACUCCAGCUGCAGUUUAUCCAAAUAAGCCACACGGUCUUUGUGACCUGAAAUCAACUGCCAGAGACUGGACUGCUCUCUGCUUUGGUUUUUAUUUUUUUAAACAGCGGGCUUAAUCUUUGUUCUUGCUUUUAAAUUAUUAAUAUAUACCAUAUUUAUUUGAAGUCGAAAUAAUAGUUGGCAAUAAUACUGAAGUUGUAAACUGACGCGCCUUAGUGUGUACAUAUUAUAUAUUUUUUUCUUGUACAGGAGGGACAGAAUAUUAGCGUUAGCAGUUAACAUAAAUAUAUUUUUUUAUUUAAUAAAUAUUUGUGUGUGUUUUUGUGUUUGUGUGUAUACACACAGUACCUACAUCGUUGCUUUUAGUCUGUGUUACAUGGCUAGGUUGGGUACUGGGUAAUUUAAUAGAGUACAGAUGACUCAGGAAGACAAUGCUGUUUCUUAGGGUACAUAUUUCUGCAAGUAGACACUACUUAUUUUUAUAAGCAUCACACUGAGAAGAUUUGAUUAGUCUUUAAUUGAUUAGGAUUUGACAGUUCAGAUGCAAUAAUCAGGUGGGAGGGCUGAAGCAGAAUGGUCCCUGCUGGCAGUAUUCGGUGGAUGUCCAUUGGAAGCUUCAUGUAGGGUUCCUUCUACAGUGUUUGCAGUGUUUGUUGUGUUUUUCAACUCCUUCCUAGAGGAUGGUCACUCCUCUUACUUCAUCGAGGAUGAACCUUCCCCCAGAGCGCAAAGAGCAGGACAGCUACUGGUCUGGGAUGCUGUUUCCAGUGUCCCUCAGUGUUGGGAUUGCCUUUUUAGGGGACAGGAGCUGUGGGAGCCACCAAUAAUUCAGUGAAUGGACCAACACCACCUGCUUUAUAACUGUGUGUGGAGGGACCACUUCAAGCUUCUCAAACAGAUGGAUCCAUACCUAGUUCAGUAUUUAUGCAUCCAAGGGGCUGGACAGCAUGUUGCCAUAGUUACCGAUUGCUUGUGUUUAUUCUGCCGUAAGUGUGUCUAAUUGUCCACUUGUAUUUUAACAGGCAGAUCUGUUUGUGCUCCUGCAUGGUCACAUUUUUUUCAGUGUUUUACCCAGGAAUCAUUAGUCCAAAGCUUUGCUUUUAAUUUUUAACCAUCGAAAACGGAUGAAAUAGCCUCCUUGUCCAAUGAGGUCCACAGUCAGGCAGUGCUUUGAAUUAUGUAUCACGAUGCAUUGAAAGCCUGUGUAAAAGUCACAUGACUGAUGCCAGGAAAGAGACAUCAGCCCCAUUGGUAAAGUUCAUUCUGCCUCUUGUGCAAUGGCUUGGAGAUCCACCACAACUGAAUCCCACGUGUCAGAUCUGUCAUUCAACAUCCCACUGUUUUCAUUGUCUAAACCUUGAUGUGUUCCCUUUAAAAAUAUAUUUUUAUAUAUAUUUUCCCCUGAGUUGUUCUCCUAUUGUUUUGUGGUUUUUCUUUGAUAGUGUGCCUGUGAGUGUUUAUAUAUAGUAUUUGCACCCCCCCCCCCUUAAAAACUGUAUUUAGUAUGACCAAAACAUUUUUGUUUUAUAUAAUUGUGUCAACACUUGAAUUUGUAAAGUAUAUUUAAGCACUUGAGUUUGUUUUUGCAGAUAGUGUUGGCGUGGGUGCUAGAAAUAUAUUUUUUUGGAAGAUGAUCAUUGGUUUUAAUUUCUGUUUUAUGUAAGCAGAAUUGUAAUGUAAAUACAUGUGAGAAAUGCAGUCGGUGCACCAAUGUAACAGUUUCAGCAACGUUACACCACGUUAAAAUUUCAAAAUGGUCAUUCAUACUUAAAUUUGUUGGCAUAUCUUGGUUUAUAUUGCUCGUUAUAAAUAUUUAAAGGAGAUUAUUUGCAUUUCAGAACUACUCUUUUUUUAUCUUUCUAAGGCAGGAGUAGUUUUAGUUUAGAAAGCUAUAUUUUAAAAUACAGAUGAUCAAAGGUGGCCACAUUUGUCUAAAAUCUUGGUGUGCUGUGUUUAGCAUUUCCAAAGGGAUUUACAAAAGGUAUACAUUGCAUUCAGUUGCAAUAAAAUGAUGCUGUACUGAGUA
This is a messenger RNA of Brienomyrus brachyistius, 17161 nucleotides long. RefSeq names its product methyl-CpG-binding domain protein 5-like. Gene Ontology annotation, cellular component: nucleus; chromocenter. Lineage: Eukaryota; Metazoa; Chordata; Actinopteri; Osteoglossiformes; Mormyridae. The coding region runs from base 10017 to 13943 and encodes 1308 amino acids. Gene Ontology annotation, molecular function: DNA binding; chromatin binding. The transcript is spliced from 10 exons. The record is from RefSeq and is a predicted model, not a curated record.